Molecule: messenger RNA, 2064 nt
Organism: Dendrobium catenatum
Lineage: Eukaryota; Viridiplantae; Streptophyta; Magnoliopsida; Asparagales; Orchidaceae
Product: phosphoribosylamine--glycine ligase
Exons: 6
Coding region: 311-1909 (532 amino acids)
Biological process (GO): purine nucleobase biosynthetic process
Molecular function (GO): phosphoribosylamine-glycine ligase activity; metal ion binding; ATP binding
Source: RefSeq, a predicted model, not a curated record
AGAAUUAAAUAAUUAUUUAUCUGGCUAAUUUUGCCUGCCUACACUGCGCUUUUCUCAUCGCCAUUUCUUUCUUCCAGCGUCGUGCGAGUUCGAGUUUUACUCGUUAGGUUAGGUUUUCUUUUCGAGGAGAACGACGGCUACAGCGAGGAAGAUUGCUUGACAAACUUGCUGAAAUUCUGAAGCUUGGGUUUGCUGCUUCGGCUUCGCGUGAAGUAGAGUGUUAGCUGAAAUUCUCGUUACUGCUUCCGGACUGCCCGUCCAGCUUAAUCGGACAAAAGAGUGCCAUUACUUUUGAUAUCCAUAAGCUGCUAUGAGUUGUACUUCUGCCUAUCUCGGGGGCUGCAUAAGAUUGGCAGGUCGCAGAAGUACAAAUUUCAAGAAUUGUCUCCAACGAGACAUCAAAUUUUCAGUUUCUGUUUCGAAGUUCCACGGUGCUCUCUGGUCUUCAAGUGUUAAUGUGCCGGACCAGUUCUCUUCUUUCAAAUUCAUUCCACAGGUUUCCAAUAACUCCAAUACUGGUUUUGAUCAAAGCAACCUCCAAGGCAAUGGUAACAAUGAGGCUUAUGAAGAUAAGGUUGUGGCACUAGUUAUUGGAGGAGGUGGAAGGGAACAUUCACUUUGCUAUUCUUUACAGCGUUCUCCCUCUUGCGCUAGAGUUUUUUGCGCUCCAGGAAAUGCUGGAAUUGCUCAUUCUGGGGAUGCAACUUGCAUACCAGAUUUGAAUAUUUCUGAUAGUGCUGAUGUUCUAUCUUUUUGUCGAUUAUGGGGCGUAGGGUUGGUGGUAAUUGGCCCUGAAGGCCCUCUGGUUGCUGGCCUUGCUAAUGAUCUUGUUAAGACGGGGAUUCCCACGUUUGGGCCAUCAUCAGAGGCUGCAGUGCUGGAAGGUUCUAAGGAUUUCAUGAAAAAACUGUGUGAUAAGUAUGGCAUUCCCACUGCAAAGUAUCGAACUUUUACCAAUCCAUCAGAGGCAAAGCAAUAUGUUAAGGAACAAGGAGCUCCUAUUGUAAUCAAGGCAGAUGGAUUGGCUGCAGGGAAGGGAGUUAUUGUUGCCAUGACUUUGGAGGAGGCUUUUGAAGCCGUUGACUUGAUGUUGGUGAAGGACCUUUUUGGCUCUGCUGGUUCGCGAGUUAUAAUUGAGGAAUAUCUUGAGGGUGAAGAAGCUUCAUUCUUUGCUAUAGUGGAUGGAGAUAAUGCCCUACCUCUCGAGUCUGCCCAGGAUCAUAAAAGAGUUGGCGAUGGCGAUACUGGUCCAAAUACAGGAGGCAUGGGUGCUUAUUCUCCUGCUCCUGUGCUGACAGAAGAACUCCAGUCUUUGAUCAUGGAAUCAAUAAUAUUUCCUACAGUCAAGGGAAUGGCUGCUGAAGGCCGUAAAUUUGUAGGUGUUCUAUAUGCAGGUCUGAUGAUAGAGAAGAAAUCUGGGCUACCUAAGCUUAUUGAGUAUAAUGUGCGAUUUGGAGAUCCAGAAUGCCAGGUUCUGAUGAUGAGACUCGAGUCAGAUUUGGCACAAUUGUUGCUUGCUGCCAGCAGAGGAGAUUUGAGCAAUGCUUCAUUGCAUUGGUCCCCAGAAACAGCAAUGGUGGUUGUAAUGGCAAGUGAAGGAUAUCCAGAGGAUUACAAGAAGGGAACAAUCAUAAGAAAUCUUGAAGAAGCAGAGCGUGUUUCUUCUACGGUGAAGGUGUUUCACGCCGGAACUGCACUCGAUUCCGGUGGCAAUUUCAUCGCAGUCGGCGGCCGUGUGCUUGGCAUCACAGCUAAGGGGAAGGAUAUAGAAGAAGCAAGGAAAAGAGCUUAUGAUGCUGUGGAAGCAAUUGACUGGCCUCAAGGAUUCUUCCGAAGAGAUAUUGGCUGGAGAGCACUACCCCGCCUGGAGACAUGUCGGCACAGGGCAAGAAGGGGAGAGGAUUCAUAAGAAAAUGUAGUCGAUAGGCACUUUCAGCUACGGGUUAUGGGAAUUAUUUUGCAUAUAAAUGUAUUAAGCCCUCCAUACAAAACCUUUUGUUGUUGAGAAUUGUUCCAUGGAGAACUAUUGAUUCUGUGCUUAUAUAAGAGUACAUCUUUUAAUGU